Vitis riparia (riverbank grape) is the source of this 2040-nucleotide messenger RNA. RefSeq names its product protein MOS2-like. Bases 92 to 1360 code for a protein of 422 amino acids. Gene Ontology annotation, molecular function: nucleic acid binding. Gene Ontology annotation, cellular component: spliceosomal complex. The transcript is spliced from 2 exons. Lineage: Eukaryota; Viridiplantae; Streptophyta; Magnoliopsida; Vitales; Vitaceae. Gene Ontology annotation, biological process: mRNA splicing, via spliceosome. The record is from RefSeq and is a predicted model, not a curated record.
UUGGAUGAGAGUUUUAAAUCACCAAAAACAUUCGUUUCUGGUUCGUCUCUCUGCCCUCUCCUCCUGAAAAUUGUCUCCCAAAUUCUCAGCCAUGAAACUCUCUUUCUCUCUUUCUUCCUCAAAUUCCAAGCCAGUUUCUAGGAAGCCAAACGUCAAACGGUCGGAUGACGACGCGCCCCGACACGAGUACGUCACUGAAUUCGACGCAUCCAAAACCCUAGCAGAUACUCAAACGAAGAGACUCAUCGUUCCGCCGAAGGAGAACGAAUGGAGACCGGAGAAGAAGAUGAAAAACCUCGAUCUUCCCCUCCAAUCGACGACCGAAUCCACCGAUAUCCGCUUCGAGCUUGAGUCAUCCGAUGCGGCCGCGGGGGAUUCCAGCAUGUUGUACGGUUUGAAUAUCAGGGAGAACUCUAAGUCUGAAAAUGAAGUUGCUGCCGCGAGUCAUCCUGAUGAAUCGGUUGAGGCAACGUUGUUGAAGAAAUUGAAGCAAGAUCUAAGAAGGUUACCGGACGAUCAGACGCUGGAGGACUUUGCUGAAGUUCCCGUUGAGGGUUUUGGCGCCGCUUUGCUCGCCGGAUACGGAUGGACCGAAGGGAGAGGGAUCGGUAGAAACGCGAAGGAAGAUGUGAAAAUUGUUGAGUACAAUAGAAGCUUCGCCAAGCAAGGGUUCGCCUUUUUCAGCUCAGCGCAAAAGGAAAAUUCGGAUUCUUCUGGCAAAAUUCGAGCGAAUAACGCUGCUGAAUCGAAGGAAGAUGAGAAUUUGAAGAAGUCGAAAGACGAAAGAAGAAGAGAUGAAAAGAGGGAUUCUUUGACCAUUCAUCGAGAAACGAGAGAAAAGGAGGAUAAAAGGAGGAGAGAAGAGGGGCCAAGGGGCGAGAGAUUAAAACACGAAAAUGGAUUGUCCAAGAAAUCGAGUAGCAGAAGGGAAGAAGAGAAGAGUAGCAGAAGAGAAGAAGGGAGGAGUAGUCGAAGAGAAGUAGGGAAGAUAACGCCGUGGCUUACUAGUCAUAUUCGGGUUAGAGUAAUUAGCAAGGAUUUCAAAGGAGGAAGGUUCUAUUUGAAGAAGGCCGAGAUCUUGGAUGUUGUUGGACCAACAACAUGUGAUAUUUCCAUGGAUGAGAGUAGGGAGCUGAUCCAAGGGGUUGAUCAAGAACUCUUGGAGACUGCCCUUCCCCGUCGUGGAGGUCCUGUUCUUGUUUUGUUUGGCAAGCAUAAGGGUGCGUAUGGAAGCCUGGUGGAGAGGGAUUCGGAGCAAGAAACUGGUGUUGUUCGGGACGCUGACAGCCAUGCUUUACUCAAUGUGCGCCUGGAACAGAUUGCUGAGUAUGUUGGAGACCCAAGCUAUAUUGGAUACUGAUUCUUUCACAGUCACGAAAAAUAAACUCCAAUUCAAUAGACUUGUCUCAGAAGUAAUAGGUUGAGGCAGUAAAAGCCUUCUCAUCAGAUUUUGCUCCUUGAUAUUUUGUAGCUAAAACUGCUACUGUCUCCUUGUAAGCCUGCUCAUCAUCACCCUAUAGCAACUCCCUUGCAAGCAGCUUGGAAGCACAAAACAAGAGGACCAUGUAGAAAUCUGGCUGCAGUAUGAUUGAAUUCCUGGCCAGUAUGGAUUGAUUCAUGGGCAGGCCUAUGGAAGCAAGAUCACACCAAGAUCACACCCAAACACAUGCUCUUAUCUUGCAGAAACCAUUAGAUUGGCGGAUUCAUUUGGGUUCUCGGGUUCCUCUCAAGAACUAUGACAAACCCAACAUCUGUCGGUGCUCAGGUUCGAUUUCAACAAACCUGCAAGGAGGGAUGAUUUUGGGGCAGAUGAGAAAUCUCUCUUUUCAGGCCAAGGCUGGCAGUCUACCUUCUUGGGCUAUAACCCCUGAUGCUUGAGGUUCUCCUCUGAAACUUUAAUCUCAUAAUGGUGGGUGUUGAAAUCAGAGUCAUAAUCUGGGGAACCCUGGUAUAACGAGCUGGCUGACUUAUGAUAUUUCUACUAUAAUAAUGCCAAUCAUAAACUUCAACCCAAGUAAUCAUAUUGAUUUUUUACAAUCA